Molecule: messenger RNA, 2160 nt
Organism: Thermochaetoides thermophila DSM 1495
Lineage: Eukaryota; Fungi; Ascomycota; Sordariomycetes; Sordariales; Chaetomiaceae
Exons: 10
Coding region: 1-2160 (719 amino acids)
Biological process (GO): secondary metabolite biosynthetic process
Molecular function (GO): oxidoreductase activity, acting on CH-OH group of donors; flavin adenine dinucleotide binding
Source: RefSeq, a predicted model, not a curated record
AUGCAUGAGCCUCAGCAAGCUAUGCAGCUUGUGGUUUUGUGGGCGGAAAAGAUGUCAAACAACAGGGCUCACCGCUUAAGUAUCAACGCCGUGAUGCUUGGGCCAACCUACGACUACAUCAUAGUUGGCGGCGGCGUGUCUGGUCUUGUUGUGGCUAAUCGGCUGAGCGAAGACCCUGAAGUGACUGUACUCAUUCUUGAGGCUGGUGACCUUGACUCCUGUUCUGAAAUCGUCACUGUCCCUGGCCUCAUCGGCCACGGCUUCCCUCCCGCGUAUAACUGGAACUUCACGACUACUCGCCAGGAGUUCCUCGACAACCGAACCAGGGACUAUGGUCAGGGUCAUGUUGUUGGUGGUGGCAGCAUCCUUAACGGGAUCGUCAUGACGAGGGGCACGGUGGCCGACUACAAUGCCUGGGAAGCCCUGGGCAACCCUGGCUGGGGCUGGAAGGGGCUCUUGCCGUAUUUCAAGAAGAAUGAGCGCUUCGAGGCCAAUUUCCCCCAAGCACAUGCGGAUACCCUGCCGAUUAGGCCUGAUCUCACGCUCCACGGUACAAACGGUCCCCUCGAAGUGACCUAUCCCAACUACCUCUACAACCAGUCAAGCAACUUCCUGCAGGGCUUCUCCGAGCUUGGCAUGCCCGUUCAGCCCGACCCAAACACAGGUGCCCUAUUGGGAGCCAUGAUUGUGCCCGCCAGCAUGUUGGCCAAGAACCAGUCCCGCCACGACGCUAGGAGGGCCUACCUCGAUCCGGUACUGCAUCAUCGCCCUAACCUCCAUCUGGCUGUUCAGCAGACCGUUACGCGGCUGCUGCUUAGGACGGAGGAGAACAGCACGAUCGUGGCACCGCAUUUUGGGAGAAGGGUGGCUGUGGCAUAUGGAGUUGAGUUCACGACAUCCGCGGAGGAGCCUCGCCGGACCGUGUCAUGCAACCACGAAGUCAUCCUCGCCGCUGGAGCCAUCGUCUCGCCUGCUCUGCUACAGGUCUCGGGAAUCGGUCCUGCGCCAAUUCUCAACGAGCUGAACGUCUCGGUGCAUGUCAACCUGCCAGGCGUUGGCUUCAACUUGCAGGACCACGCUAUGGUCGGGGCGUUCUACAAUUACACCAAACCCGGCCUCUUCACCGAGCACUCACUCGUCGGCCCCGUCCUCGAGCGAGCCAAACAAGAGUACUCCGCCAACCGCACAGGACCCCUAACCUCCCCCCUCAUAACAACCGUUGCCUUCACUUCCCUCCACGCCCUCCUCGCCAACGACACGAAUCACCACCCCUUCUUCAACACCAUCGCGAACCUCACCUCCCCCACCUUCUCCCUGCAAUCCCUACCCCCCGGUUCGGGCCGACACACCUCGCUCGUCCGCGGGUAUACCGCCCAACUCGCCGUCUUGCGCAAACUCCUCGCCCGGAAAGACCUCCCCGCUCUGGAGAUCAUGGCCGAUUCGAUCGGCACAUUGACGGUUUCCGUACAGAGGCCUCUCAGUAGGGGAAGUGUGAGGGCACUGAAUAGGGAUUUGCUUGCAGGGGAGAGGGGCGUAGCGGGCAACGUCGCCCUAGACCCGCGCUACUGUGCGCACGAGUAUGAUUGUGCCCUGUUAGUGCAGGCGUUGCGGUUCAACCGGAGGGUGAUUGCCACAAAGGCGAUGCAAGAGCUGAUGCCUCGACCGGGAAAGCCGUGGGCUGAUCCUGCUACCGUGGAGGAUGCUGAGAAGACGUAUGAGGAGGAGGGAGACAAUGAGCAGGAUAACGAAGCGCUGCUGGGGGCGGUCAAGGAGAGGAUCCAGACCGAGUUUCAUGUGUCGGGGACGACGGCGAUGAUGCCUUUGGAUAUGGGUGGUGUGGUGAAUCCGAGGCUGGUGGUUUAUGGGACGGCGAAUGUUAGGGUUGUUGACGCGGGGAUUAUGCCGCUGGUCGUCGGGGCGCACUUGCAAGCGGGGGUAUACGCUGUUGCUGAGAAGGCUGCUGAUCUCAUCAAGGAGGACCGGAAGGUCUGGCUAGGUCCUCCGUCUCCUGCCUCUAUCCCGUCGCCAAGUGGCACGGUUUUCAACAAGGGUAAUGGCAUCUCAGGCCCAAAGGAGGGCAGAAACUGCACCUUCGGCAUGAGCAGCCGUCCAAGUCAUGGCCAUCGUCAUGAUACUAUGCAUCGCAAGCCUGCUGCCUGA